CUGUUGACAAUAAAGUAUUUGAAAUGUACGAGUGCACGUUUGAUACUUUGAAUUUCAUAGAGUACCACAAACGACUGCAAACCUUUUUGUUGUGGUUUAUCGAAGGUGCAUCUUACCUAGAAGAUAAAGACAAGAACUGGCAAUUUGUGUUGGUAUUUGAAAAAGAAUCAAACUUUGCUAGUGGUAGUCCUGUGUACAAGAUUGUUGGAUAUCUUUCCUACUAUCCAUUUUAUCAUUAUCCAGACACUCGCAGAAUGCGCAUCAGUCAAUUCAUUAUUCUUCCACCCUAUCAGCAUCAAGGUCACGGACGGAAGCUAUACACGACUAUGAUGAAUAAAUUUAUUGGUGAUUCAACUGUAGUGGACAUAACUGUUGAAGAUCCUAACGAUGAGUUUCAGGAUCUGCGUGAUCGAUGUGAUGUGCAACGUCUACUGGAAUGCAAAGCCUUGGCUGGUUUGUCUGCUCCAUUGGAUUCACAAUGCUUUAAUGCGAUACGUGGCAAAUAUAAGCUAUGCAAGCGUCAAGCAUAUCGCUGUUUAGAAAUUGUGUUGCUGCAUCAAUUGAAUAGAAAUGAUGCGCGUGCCAAUCGUCUCUACCGGCUUUUUGUCAAAGCACGCAUCUUUCAACAAAACUGUGAUGUUCUAAAAUCAUUGCCGUUUGAUGAGCGAGUAGAUCGACUGCAUGAAACCUAUUUGGCUCUUGAACAGGACUAUCAAAACGUGCUGUCUACUUUGGAAUGAAUACAAAACUAAAAAUUAUGAUUACCAUAGGUUUCAACUGGAAAUAAAAUUGGUAAAAUACAA
Batrachochytrium dendrobatidis JAM81 is the source of this 803-nucleotide messenger RNA. RefSeq names its product histone acetyltransferase catalytic subunit HAT1. The coding region runs from base 24 to 740 and encodes 238 amino acids. NCBI's taxonomy places the organism in Eukaryota, Fungi, Chytridiomycota, Chytridiomycetes, Rhizophydiales. Gene Ontology annotation, biological process: subtelomeric heterochromatin formation. Gene Ontology annotation, cellular component: nucleus. The transcript is spliced from 5 exons. The record is from RefSeq and is a predicted model, not a curated record. Gene Ontology annotation, molecular function: histone H4 acetyltransferase activity; histone binding.